Alternaria arborescens is the source of this 1392-nucleotide messenger RNA. RefSeq lists its product as hypothetical. The coding region runs from base 1 to 1392 and encodes 463 amino acids. The transcript has a single exon. Gene Ontology annotation, molecular function: protein binding. Lineage: Eukaryota; Fungi; Ascomycota; Dothideomycetes; Pleosporales; Pleosporaceae. The record is from RefSeq and is a predicted model, not a curated record.
AUGCGCACAGAACUAUUCGCCCAUGAGAUCCAAGAAGAGAUCUUGAAACGACAACCGCUCAUCGUGUACUCAACAGAUGAGCUCAGAUUAUCCAGUCCAGUGAACCGCCACAUCUUCAUCGCGACAGAUAAUGCGAGAUUUGAGAAACUUUUUACUCAGCAUGGCGGCACGAUCAUAAGUCAUGAAGUUUUUCGACGGCAGAAAGCGCCGUUGCCAAUAAUCGAAUACCUGCGCAAACUCGUUAAUGCUUUACUGGAGCUUGAGAAGGGUCAGUUUGCGGACGACCUACAGAAACGAUACACGAUACAAAUUUGCACAGCUCUAUCUAGUGUAUACUACAAACAACUCCGCUGGCGCCUGUUCCUGCGCGACUACUCUGAAAUCCGAGAGCCAGACAUUGCAGACGACCUACCCGCAGCACUAGCCGCAACAGGGAAACUGCAAGAGCUCCUAGAUCUCGUUUCGGGCAACCCCGAUCGUUUGAAAGAAAGCUGCUCUUGUCUUUCUAGCCCUCUAGAGGCAGCUGCAGCAUGUGAUCAAGUGCACAUAGUCAAAACCAUUUUAGAUAUCUUCUCAACCCACAAUUUCGAAACGGAUAAGAUGUCCCAACACUUCUGGCCUUACCGAAACGAUGCGAUCCACAAACGUGUGAAGAGAUCUGGACUAACUGCUGCGAUCCGCAAAGGUGCGAAGGAAUCUGGAAACAUUCUACUUGAUCAAUGCCUUCCUUCCGCGCGACCAAACAGGUCCAGCUGGACUCAAUUGACUAAGGAAGUGGCAAGGUAUACCGACAAGGGCUUCAUGAAGAGAGUAUUAGAAGCACCCAAGUACAACGUCGGGAAAAGGAGGGGAUUAGAGAAAAUUGACGCGGUUCAGGUGCUGAAGGAAGGCAGUUGUUCAGUUCUACGUGCUGUCAUUCAAGACGGUUACCUGGAUCCCAACGAAGCAAUUUAUGACUUCACACCGCUUGCUUUGGUGAUAAACUUCCAUCGCUACGACCUCGCUCGAGUACUUAUCCAACACGGUGCCUACGUUGAUGGCGUACCCGACACGGGAAAACCUGUGACCGCCUUGUGGCACGCAGCUAGAGCGGGUUAUCGGGGAUACGGAGACAAUGUCUUGCCUGGAGUAAAGUUUCUUAUCAGAAAUGGAGCGGAUCCUGACUUUGGAGGGGACUGGAGAUCUCCGCUUCAAGCUGUGGAAGGGCUGUGGCCCGACGUGCAGUAUCUCUUGCGACAGGCAAAAGACCAUGGCCAGGACGUGGCGCUAAGCCCGGAAACAUGGAGAAAGUACGAAGAGAGACCUGCAAGGGAUACACCCGUCGUCGUUGACCAAAACUCGUCUUGUGGAGUUAGUGAACGCGUAAGAUCGUGGGAAUCAGACCAAGAAUGA